Molecule: messenger RNA, 789 nt
Organism: Onychomys torridus (southern grasshopper mouse)
Lineage: Eukaryota; Metazoa; Chordata; Mammalia; Rodentia; Cricetidae
Product: DPH3 homolog
Exons: 3
Coding region: 176-424 (82 amino acids)
Biological process (GO): protein histidyl modification to diphthamide
Molecular function (GO): metal ion binding
Source: RefSeq, a predicted model, not a curated record
CCCCAGCUUGGCUAUCUCCACGGCGAUCGCGACCCGGUCACCCAUUUGGCUACUGUUAUGUCAUCGCCUUGCGCCGCCCGGAAGUGAUUGUGCCUGCUUCCGGGUCAGCCGGGACGCCCAGACCUUCCAGCACCAGCCGAGUUAAGCAAACUGAUGAAGAGUCCACCCGCUGACCAUGGCGGUGUUUCACGAUGAGGUGGAGAUCGAGGACUUUCAAUAUGACGAGGACUCGGAGACGUAUUUCUACCCCUGCCCCUGUGGGGAUAAGUUCUCCAUCACCAAGGAAGAUUUGGAGAAUGGAGAAGAUGUGGCAACGUGCCCUAGCUGCUCUCUCAUUAUAAAAGUGAUUUAUGACAAAGAUCAGUUUAUGUGUGGAGAAACAGUCCCAGCACCUUCAGUCAACAAAGAGUUAAUUAAAUGCUGAAGAAGCCCCUGAAACCCAAAUCCUGAGCAGCAGGGAAAGAGCCCAGGUGGCUGGAUCAAGUGUAAACAACCUCUUCACAGGACAGCUGUCUGUGGCUGGCUCUUCCAUGUGGAUCUCCAUCAGCCGCUGAAUUCAUCAUAAACUCAUGAGCCUGUGACGUGUCAGACCUGGAUUUCAUGUUCCCAUGGAAUUGGAAGGAUUCCUAAUUGUCCAUCUGAAUUUGAAGGAAGAGCCUUAUAAACUGGUGCUUCUCCUUUCUCUCAGUUGCAUCAUUUCAGUAUCUUAAAACGAAUUCAUUUUCUGAAAAUAGCAUCAUCCACCCUAAUCCUGAAGCUCUUUUUAAAGAUUUAUUGUUUUAUUUUUAA